Xiphias gladius (swordfish) is the source of this 499-nucleotide messenger RNA. RefSeq names its product centromere protein X (gene cenpx). The transcript is spliced from 5 exons. Gene Ontology annotation, biological process: DNA repair; resolution of meiotic recombination intermediates; replication fork processing. Gene Ontology annotation, cellular component: FANCM-MHF complex; Fanconi anaemia nuclear complex. Lineage: Eukaryota; Metazoa; Chordata; Actinopteri; Istiophoriformes; Xiphiidae. The record is from RefSeq and is a predicted model, not a curated record. Gene Ontology annotation, molecular function: protein heterodimerization activity. Bases 70 to 315 code for a protein of 81 amino acids.
AAAAGACGUAAGAGAUCAACGGCCAAUCGCUACGCAGAGCGCCAAGUUCCUCUCACAGUGUCGGAAAACAUGGCGGAGAAGGGAGCAGAAUUUGGCUUCAAAAAGGACACAGUAAGCAAACUUUUGUCAAGUUCCUUCAAGGAGGAAAAAACAAAACUAAGCGGCGAUGCUGCGCUGCUCGUGGCGGAGAUGCUAAAAAUAUUUGUCCAAGAGGCGGCCGUGAGAUCCCAGAAACAAGCCGAAUCCGAGGACUGUGACCGAGUGGAUAUCGAGCACUUUGAGAAGAUCCUGCCUCAGCUGCUACUGGACUUUUAACAGUGAUGCCACAAGAUGGAACCAGAGUGCUGUCUGCGUGUCCCUACUUCAGUCCUACAGCUUAAGUUCCUGCAGCUGCAAGUUUAGUUUAGCUAUUGUUUAUUUUCCCUGUAUAACAACAACUUCAUAACCACCCAAAUCUGAGAAAAUGCCGAAACUCUAAUUCUGUAUUUGUUUGAGUUGU